AUGGCAUACAACGGCUAUGGACAGAGCAACCCUUAUGGCUCCAAUGCUGGCUAUGACACUCCUCCGACAUACAGACCUCAGAACGAUGUCGAGAUGCAACCACUCAACGACCCCUUCGCAGACCCUUACGGAGCUGGUCAACAAUCAGAUCCUAAUGCCAUUCUGAACGACUGUCGUGAAGUCGGUCGUGCAAUUGACGAUGUCGAGGGUCGUCUGCAAGGACUCCAGCGUCUCCACAGACAAUUCGUCUCGGGCACAAACUCCACAAACAAGGAAAUCGAUGCAGCAGGCUCCGAGAUCAUGACCGCCUACCACGCUCUAGCCGACCGCGUCAAGAGAAUCAAGUCCAGACCCGAGUCCAGAAACCCUCGCAAUGAAGCUCAGGUCAACGCCCUCGACCGCCGUAUCCGCAAGGCAAUCAACAACUACCAGACUGUCGAGUCACAGUUCCGCAAGGAUGUCCAAGAGCAGCAGCGUCGUCAAUACCUCAUCGUCAACCCUGACGCUACCGAGCAAGAAAUCAUCCAGGCCACAGAGUCUGGUGCCGAUACACAGAUCUUCCAGCAGGCUCUCCUUAACUCGGACCGCCGUGGACAGGCUCAAAGCACCCUGGCAAAUGUCCGUCAACGUCACGAUGCCAUUCAGCAGAUCGAGCGUACCAUGACCGAGUUGGCUCAGCUCUUCCAAGAUCUCGACGAAAUCGUCACGUUGCAAGAGCCUAUGAUUAUGAACAUCGAGGAAAAGGCCGAAGAAACGCAGACGAAUAUGGUUCAAGCAAACGAGCACCUCGAUGUUGCCACCACAAAGGCAAGAUCUGCCAGAAGAAAGAAGUGGUACUGCCUCGGUAUCUGCAUUGCUAUCGUUCUGGUCAUUAUCAUCAUCGUCCUCAUCUACCUCGGGGUUACUGGCAAGCUCGGUGGUCACAAGGAUAACAACAACACAGCUUGA
This is a messenger RNA of Aureobasidium subglaciale EXF-2481, 948 nucleotides long. RefSeq lists its product as uncharacterized. Gene Ontology annotation, biological process: vesicle fusion; intracellular protein transport; exocytosis. Gene Ontology annotation, molecular function: SNAP receptor activity; SNARE binding. The record is from RefSeq and is a predicted model, not a curated record. The transcript has 3 exons. Gene Ontology annotation, cellular component: plasma membrane; SNARE complex; endomembrane system. The coding region runs from base 1 to 948 and encodes 315 amino acids. Lineage: Eukaryota; Fungi; Ascomycota; Dothideomycetes; Dothideales; Saccotheciaceae.